Saccostrea cuccullata (small rock oyster) is the source of this 773-nucleotide messenger RNA. RefSeq names its product short-chain collagen C4-like. Lineage: Eukaryota; Metazoa; Mollusca; Bivalvia; Ostreida; Ostreidae. Bases 30 to 761 code for a protein of 243 amino acids. The transcript is spliced from 3 exons. The record is from RefSeq and is a predicted model, not a curated record.
UCUGAUUGAGGGCAGGUGAAUUUGGUAUAAUGUUUAAAUAUUUAUCGUUUUUCCUUUUAUUGCUACCAGCUGUUAGAUGUGGCAAACUUGAAAAACGUUUACUUUUAAAUGACCCUGGUUUGAUAGAAAAACGGUUGAAUGGACUCGAACUGAAGGUUCAACACCUGGAGGCUGAAAAUGAAAAUCUGAAAUCUCGUCUUGCUCAGCAAGAAUCAAUGAAAUUAGUAGGUCAUGGUGCCACGUACGUUCGUUGGGGUAAAAAGGACUGUCCUGCAAAUAUUUCGACUAUAGUCUAUACUGGGUUUGCUGCUGGGGGAUGGUAUAAUGCUGUAGGAAGCGCAUCCAACUACGUUUGUUUACCCUCUGAUCCAAUCGACAGCGGGUUAACACCACCUGAUUAUGGCCGGAUAUAUGGUGUAGAGUAUGAGUCAAACUUCUGGAAAGCUGGAUCUUCAAGUGAAGAUGCCCCGUGUGCAGUGUGCAUUAGUUUUCAUGGUACCAACAUGCUGAUGAUCCCAGGACGAAAUGAAUGCUACCCCGGUUGGACUAAGCAGUAUGACGGUUUUCUUGCUUCAAGUUAUCAUGGACACCCCGCUCAAACUGAGUUCAUUUGUGUUAGCAGAGAUCCAGAUUUCCUCAAUGCUGGUAUUGGAGAUAAAGAUGGGGCGUUAUUUUAUCCCGUUAAUUAUCAGUGUGGUUCUCUUCAGUGUCCACCAUAUAUUCCUAACCAUGCUGCUAACUGUGUUGUUUGUGUCAAAUAAAUCACUAAAUUU